AAGAAAACAAUGGCGGUGAAUGAAAGUAUUAAGUAGCCUAACGACGCUAAAGGAUACAUAAAAAAGUGUGCGCAGUGAAUUAAGUGUGCGUAGUGAAGUGUAGAAGAAGUGUGAAGGGCCAAGGAGGACGUAAGAAGCGAUGAAAAGCGAAACAGAGAAGACGACGAAGAAGACGAAGACGAAGGAGACGAAGACGAAGAAGACGAAGACGAAGAAGAAGAAGAAGGAGACGAAGAAGAAGAAGAAUCACCUUAACCACCAUGACGCCGCGGGUGCCGUCAACGCGCGCAGACGGGAUCAUUUUCUUGGGCCGCGGGAGCCCAGCAUACGUCAAUUCCUCCUGACCAACCUGACCCAGACUCCAGCAGGCGACGGCUACAUGUGGAAGGUCAACGUGGAGGGCAUCGCCAGGAACUUCAAUCCCCACAUCUCCACCUUCCCCGCCGCCUCCCUUCCGCUGCGCUCCUUCGAAGGGGAGACCGCGUUUGUGGCCGGGGCGCUGUCGGACUAUUUGAGGCCAGAGGAUGAGGAUGAGAUUGAGACCUUCUUCCCGCAAGCGUCGUUUCACUACCUUGAAGGGGCAGGCCACUGGUUACAUGCAGACCGCCCGCAGGCCUUCCUUGACCUGGUCACACCCUUGCUGCUGCCUUGAAGAUAGUUAGGAGUAGGUCGAUGUGUUAAUUGAGGUCAUUUUUUGCAUAUAUAUUUAAUUCUUUUCUGCCUCUUUUUCCUUGUUUUCUUCAUUUUCUUCUUUUUUUGUUGUUUUUCUUCUUUUCUUCAUCUUUUUUUCUGCCUUUUCUUCCUCUUUAUCUCCAUUUUCUUCUUUUUUUGUUGUUUUCUUCUUUUUCUUCAUCUUUUUCUUUUUUUUCUGCUUUUUCUUCCUCUUUUUCUUAAUUUUCUCUUUUUUUUUCUUCGUCUUCUCCUUUAUCACAUUCUAUCUAUCUAUCUUUCUAUCUAUUUAUCUUUUUAUUUAUGUCACGACGUCUAUUAUGUCAAGUUAAUCAAGCCUUCCUCCAUACCCUUGCCAGAUGUAUAUAUUGUAUUAUACUGUAUUAUAUUGUAUUAUCUUCGUCAUUUUAUUAUAUGUGAAAGAAUA
Eriocheir sinensis (Chinese mitten crab) is the source of this 1096-nucleotide messenger RNA. RefSeq names its product protein ABHD11-like. Lineage: Eukaryota; Metazoa; Arthropoda; Malacostraca; Decapoda; Varunidae. Bases 140 to 652 code for a protein of 170 amino acids. The record is from RefSeq and is a predicted model, not a curated record. Gene Ontology annotation, cellular component: mitochondrion. The transcript has 3 exons.